GGGAAACGCCCGCGCCGGCCACUCUGAUUCCCGGACGAGAUGAAUAUCAAGCUGCCGCUGCUUUUGGAAGUCGUCCUCAACAUUGUCUCCCUGUGUGCCUUCAUUGUAGAGGAUCAGCUGUAUCAACUCUUUGAGAACUGCCUGCCCCUUGCAGAAAAUGCCUUCCAGAUUGUUGACUUGGCCCUGAAUUUGUGCUUCCUAGGCUCAUUCUUCUUAAGGAUGGCUUUAGCAGAAAAUGUGAGGAGUUUCCUGUUAUCCUGUUACACCAUUGCAGAUUACUGCACUAUACCACCAGCCAUCUUUGGAGUGAUUCUUGGGAGGUCAUUCAUUGGUCCGCAGUUCAUGAGGAGCAUCUUCUUACUGAAGAUCCCAGAAAUUGGAGGCUCUGGUGAGAUAUCCCGUGGGAUUCUCAUCACGAAGUCCCUGUCCAAGGUUCUAACUGCUUGGUUUGUGAUGGCUGGGCUCAUACAUUUAAAUGAGGGUCUUGGCGACCCAACUUCUCUGGAGAAACCGCAUGACUUGACCUUCGGAACUUGGCUCUACUUCGCAGUGAUAACACUAACUACUGUUGGCUACGGUGACGUCUCGUGCAAGACGACACUUGGCAGAUGUUUCCUCACAAUAUCCAUAUUCUUUACUCUGGUUUUGUAUGCAACAUAUAUACCUGAGUUGGUGAUGAUGAUCGGCAAACUGCCACCAGACUUCAUGCCAUAUACACCGAUAUUGGCUGGCAGGCAUAUUGUGUUCUGUGGCUCACUGGACACUCAGAAGAUCCGCUCCUUUGUAACACGCUGGAUAGACAGGGAAGUUGACCUUGUCUUUCUGGGCGAUGGAUGUCCCAAGCCCCCACCCUGACAGCCCGCGUGAGGUUUAGCCGCGUGCAGUCACUCAAGGUGGACGUUACCUCUGUUACCCCCCACUGACGUUACCCCAUAGAGCGUGGGUUGGUUGGCAUGUGGCCCACAAGCCUCAUGCCAGGUGGUUGGGAGUUAGUGCGAAGCCAGGGCUUGUCCAUGUGCCAGUGAACCAUGACUGCUACUCCAAGAGCCUCCACAGUUCUGCCUAGGACUGCAAGGUACCUGGAGUCCUUGAGUGGCCAAAAGGAGGUACUGCAGAAUGCUUGAUGAUGGCGGGGGAGACAUUCAAAGCUGCUCCCUUUUACACAAGACUAGCCAAUGGUGGCAACUGCAAGUGAGAAGGCAUGCAAAGCACUUAACACGAAAAAGGCUACCAAAACCAUCACUUCACUUCA
Molecule: messenger RNA, 1252 nt
Organism: Penaeus chinensis
Lineage: Eukaryota; Metazoa; Arthropoda; Malacostraca; Decapoda; Penaeidae
Product: calcium-activated potassium channel slowpoke-like
Exons: 9
Coding region: 40-855 (271 amino acids)
Molecular function (GO): large conductance calcium-activated potassium channel activity
Source: RefSeq, a predicted model, not a curated record